Messenger RNA from Aplysia californica (California sea hare), 2264 nucleotides. RefSeq names its product replication protein A 70 kDa DNA-binding subunit. NCBI's taxonomy places the organism in Eukaryota, Metazoa, Mollusca, Gastropoda, Aplysiida, Aplysiidae. Gene Ontology annotation, molecular function: DNA binding. Gene Ontology annotation, biological process: DNA repair; DNA recombination; DNA replication. Gene Ontology annotation, cellular component: nucleus. The record is from RefSeq and is a predicted model, not a curated record. The transcript is spliced from 5 exons. The coding region runs from base 422 to 1753 and encodes 443 amino acids.
UUUUGUUCUAUUUUCAGUAUCAUUAUCAGAGACUGCUGUAGUUAGGCCUAGCUAGUACACAGCAUAUACGCACCUAUCCGUCUGUGUCUCUGUCACUAUCUAGUCGUUGCCAAGACAAGACGUCACGAUUGGUUGGCGUUCAGGAUUAUAGUAGGAACCGGAGUGCAGCACUGGUGGUGUAGAAUUUAUUCAGAAAGUUGGAGGAUCUAAAACUAAAGAGAACUGCAAAGUUUCUGUGCACCACGGGAUUGGCUGUCUGACUGCCACAGAACAAAGAGCAAGAAGGACAAGAAGGAGAAGGAGCAGCUCGGAAAAGAAAACCAUUACCUUAUAUUUUGAAGAUUGUAUUGAGAAUCCAGUCCGAAUCCCAGCAAACCCAGCAAACUGCUCAGAAUCUUCCGAGAAGCCAGACGAGGAAAACAUGAGUCAUUCUUAUACAGGAGGUGACAGCCGAGCGCGGAGAAGGAUGCAGCAGGUGGAGGGUAGCCGUUCUUUGAUCGCAAGCCUCGAUCCUAGCAUGAGAGGAUGGUGCAUUCGGGCUCGGGUGAUCCACAUAUCCGACAUGCAGCACUAUAGCAAUGACACGGGUCCGGGCAAGUUCUUCAAAGUUAUUUUUUUGGAUGACAGUGGAGAAAUUUGUUGCUCUGGAUUCAAUCAACAGGCAGACCGAUACUUUAACGUACUCAGGGUUGACGAAGUGUAUCAAAUUUCCAACGCCAGACUGCAGAAGACGAACCCAAAAUAUGCCACUGUGAAAAACAAGUACGAGAUGAGAAUAGACCGUACGACAAGGAUUGAUAUUUGUCGUGAUGAUGAUACUGUGCCAUUUAUGACCUUUGACUUUGUGAAGAUAUCUGAGUUGGAGAAAUGUAAGCCCGACUCCCUUGUAGACGUUAUUGGUGUAGUCAAAGAGUGCCACGACGUUGUCACACUGCCUGCCAAGCAGUCGAAGAAGGAAAACAAGAAGCGAGACCUCCAGAUCGUGGAUGGGUCCAAGAUGGCCGUCAAUCUGACCUUGUGGGGAGAGACAGCAGUGACGUUUAAUGGCAAGAACUGCCCUGUGGUGGCUGUGAAAAGAGCUAGAGUUUCAUCUUAUGAAGGCAAGUCCCUUUCAGUGGGAGUGGAGAGCCCACUGAGGGUGAAUCCUAACUGGAAAAAGGCAAAUGUCUUGCGGCGUUGGUUCGACGAUGGAGGCAAAGAUCUUGUUUUCGGCACGUUCGAAAAAGAAAAGAACUGGAAAACGUUUGAGCAGGUCAAAAGUGAAAAUUUGGGACAUAAGGAGAAGCCAGACCACUAUACAGUAAAGGGUAUACUCUCCGAGAUAAAAAAGAACAGCUGCGUGUACAAAGCAUGCCCUAAGUGUAAGAAAAAGCUAAAUGAGCAGGAAAACGGCCGGUACCACUGUGAGAAAUGCGACAAGAAGUAUUCUGACUACAAGUGGAAUAUGAUCCUAACUGCUGUCGUCACUGACCACUCAGGCGAAGAAACGAUCACCUGCUUCCAGAAGGCAGCUGAACGCAUUCUUUCCAUCAAAGCCGACGAGUUGGGAGAUUUGUUGGACCAUGACGAAAGACGCUAUCAUCAGAUUGUGACAGAAGCUGAGUCCAAGCAGCACUUCUUCCAAAUGCGUGUUCAACCUAAUACGUCUUACAAAGAGAACGCUGUGAAAACCAGUUGUGUUUCGGCUGAUCCCGUUAACUGGCAGGAAUAUGGCAAACAUCUCGCCGGGCAGCUUGAGCUCUGGGUUUGUUAAAGAAUUAAUGUGUGAGUCAUGGUUGUGAAAUCAACACUUUCAAUGAACCGGAUUGCUAGUUGCUGGAUGCUGGAGAGGUUUUCUCGUUUAACCUCUUGUUUACAUCCUCUAUAGAUGAUGGUAGCUGUGGGAGGGGGUGGUUGGGGGGGGGGGAGGAGGUCAUCUCCAAUUUUAUAUUUUGUAGGGUCUUAUGUUUUAGGAAGAGAGUGGAUAAAAUGUAAGAUGUUUUUUCCAGUUUCGGUAAGAAUUUACGGUACUUGCAACACAAUAAGGUCAUAAUGUAAGAGCCGAAGAUUAGAGAUGUUACCACAGAGUAACAAACACAAAAAGAAGGAGGAGGGAUAAUAUGGACAAUAGGUGUUUACUAGGAAAGAAGGGACAAACCACACUAGAACAUCCAGAUAAUAAAAUGAGAUAAACCAAGCUUUUCUGAUUCUCCUCAGGAAGAGAUUUACAAUGUGUCAGCUUCUGGGACACAGGGUAUCCCUACAUAUGUACACAUAGCAUUAAA